Molecule: messenger RNA, 1143 nt
Organism: Haliotis rufescens (red abalone)
Lineage: Eukaryota; Metazoa; Mollusca; Gastropoda; Lepetellida; Haliotidae
Product: glycine-rich protein DOT1-like
Exons: 2
Coding region: 44-1051 (335 amino acids)
Source: RefSeq, a predicted model, not a curated record
CUUCAGGCUCUGAUCAUCCUCAACUGUCUCUGCAGCUGCAAAAAUGAAGGUCGUCGUCGCUGCGUUGUCCAUGCUGGUCUGUUCCGCAAUUGCCCAGGUACCCCUCAGCGGUAACUCCCUCGUGGGUAGGCCCUUCGGUCUUGGUUUCAACAAUGGAGGCGUUGUUGGCAACGUUGGUUUUGGUGGUAAGGGUCAUGGCUACGGCUACAACCCUAAAGGCUACAACAACUACGGCUACGGUAAAGGUGUUGCUGGUCCCUUCAUCGCCGGACAUGGAUCUGGUCUUGUAGGACAGGGACCUUUUGUCGGCCAUGCUGGUUCCUUUGAUGGACACGGCCCAGUCGUUAGAGGACACGGUAUUGUUGGACAAGGCGUUGCUGGACACGGUACCGUCAAUGGUGGACAUGGUGUUGCUGGUAAUGGAUACGGCUACGGCUACAACCCCUACAACAACAACUACGGCUACGGUAAAGGCGUUGGCGGAGUCGGUGUUACUGGUUCCUUCGUCAACGGACAUGGAGCUGGUCUUGUUGGACAGGGUCCUUUCGUCGGUCAUGCUGGUUCAUUCGCAGGACAUGGGCCCUUUGUUGCUGGUAACGGCAUCGCUGGAAAGGGACACGGCUACAACUCCUACAACGGAGUUGGGAAUGGAGUUGGUCUUGUAGGAAAUGGUCUCCUUGGACAGGCCGGACACGGACUCGCAGGACCCCUCGCAGUCGGUGGCCACGGUGUUGCUGGUCAGGGACAUGGCUACGGCUACGGCACAAACGUCGGACAUGGAGCUGGUCUUGUUGGAAAUGGAGGCCAUGGAUACACCGGACAUGGUGUUGCUGGACAAGGAUUCACCGGACCCUUUGCUGCCGGACACGGUGUUGCUGGACACAGUCUCACCGGACCUUUCGCUACCGGACACGGUGUAGCUGGACACAGUCUGGCCGGACCUUUCGCUGCCGGACACGGUGUUGCUGGGCUUGGAGUCGGCCAAUUCGGAUCCAGAGUUGGAAACGGAAAUGUCGGAUUCGGCGGUGUUGCCACCGGCCAUUACUACUAAAGACAUUUGAUAAUGAUAUCUGGUGAAUGAAAGUGUUUUUUACUUCCUGGUUUCUUAUUUGAUAUAUUGUUUCAUUCUCUCAAAUAAAGAAU